ACUUGGCGAACCUGUGAACCAAGCAUGCGGCUUCUCGUCAUAUUUCUUGCUUUCCUUGUCCCCUCUUCGACUACAGAGGAUUCAUCCCUUGCAGAGGGGAUACCAUGUUCAAAAUAUCAAGUGGCUUUCAAUGAUUCAUGUUAUGAGUUUGUGAGACUUCAGCGCACUUUCACGAGUGCCCAGAGCUGGUGUGAGAGAGGAGGGGGUCAUCUGGUCUUUAUCGAGAAUGAAGAAACCCAGACGUUCUUACAGGAACACAUCUCCCAGGACAAAGAGUGGUGGAUUGGAAUCACCUACAGUUCUUCUUCGAACGAAACCACGGAAGGUUCCAUGAUCUGGCUGGAUACCUCGAAUAUCAGCUACAGCAAGUGGCACGAAGAGCCAGCCUCCGUCCUCACGUCGUCAUGUGGCUAUAUCCUGAAGAAUUCUGGCUAUGAGUGGGGUGUAACGGAGAACUGCAGCCAGGAGUUUGACUUCAUUUGUGAGUUUGAAUCAGGCCAAAGCGUUGCUUGCGACAACUUUAACGCCACAGUGCAGUGUGGAUCAGGAGAAGUAAUUCAGAUUGGCGACAGCUUCUACGGACGGAAAACUCCUCAUUACUGUGUACUAGAGACUCCCCUGCAGUUUGACGUCGAAGAGGAAUGCAGCUGGAUUAGUGUAAAGGACGAAGUUGCAGGGCAGUGUCAUGGACUCCAAGCAUGCCAAGUAGCAGCUGAUGGGACCUUUUUUGGAGACCCUUGUCCAGGUUUGGGAAGCUACCUGUCUGUUCGAUACCACUGCAUGGAAGGCUUGCGACUGGCUGUGACUGAGACGAACUUUGUCUUUGAAAAUAUCACCAUAUCCUUGAAAUGGUUACUCUCCCCUUACUCUGGCAACCUCUCCUGCAUAGUUAGCACCGGAGAUGGAAACACUAUUGACCCCUACUACCCACCAUCCUUGACUAGCAACGUGACACAUCGCUACGCAUCUCCUGGCGAAUUCACCAUCUUUGUGGAAUGCACGACCAGCGAAUGGCACGUGACAGCUCAAAAACUGAUGACCGUCCAAGAUAAAAUGGACACGCUGAAUGUUACCGGGUGCUUCAGCAAGUAUGAAGUUGGGAACAGCUCUCAUUGCAGGACCCUUUAUGAGGAGACGUUGUGGAUUCAAGUGGAACUUAAUGGAGGGAACGGAGUGACCUACACUGUGCUAGGUGAUAAUAAGACUCUGCUGGAGUCCACCACCAAGUCGGGAAUUGUUCCUCAUAAUCUGACCCUGGAUAGUGCGACUCAACAGCUGAUAGGCCCUGGGGUGCAUCGCCUUGAAAUUGUUGCGGCCAGCAAUGCCACAGAGUCGGAGAUAGCCGAAACCCUCACUGUGCAUUUAGUGGAGCCCAUCUCUGGCCUUCAAGCCAUGCUGACCUCCUCUUCCGUGGAACUGGGAGAAGAGCUGGAGAUCAAAGUCUCCGCACGCCGUGGUGCUCCUGAAAAACUGAGGUUUGAGGUGAUUGGGCUGAACGAAACAUUUUCCCACUUGGAGGAGGGUCCGGAAGGAGAAGCCGAAACCUACAGGAUCCCAAUGAAGUCUGAAGGUACUUUUCUGGUCAAGGUGUUCGCUAUGAAUGCCUUCUCAAACAUGACCAUUGAUGUAGGAACUGUCACCGUGUCAUCUAACAGUUCUCAUAAAGAAGAUCCUCCUGAGGACAAAGAGGAGACCACCACAGAUGGUCAAAGAAGGGUUGAUGAGAAAGGGAAAAAUAGGAUCUACAUUAAGCCCAGCCGCCAUGCCAGUGUCUUCACAACCAUUACCCUUGGCUGGCCAGAUGACACCAGCAACAGCUCCCUCUACACUUGGUCUUGCGGGUCCUGCUGGCCUGAAUGGGCUGAAUGUGUGCAACGGCAGUUGAUUUCCAUAGACCAAAGGGAGAUCCAGAUCCCACCUGCCUGUUUACCACCUCCCAGCUCUGCGGUGACUGUGAAAGUUAGCGUCAAAAACAAGGAGCAGGAAGAGAAGCAGGAUGAGCAAUGCCUCUACGUCACAGCCAAACAAGAGCUGAGCCCACGAAUUGGGUGUGAAACGAACUGUAAACCGGUGAAUGUCACCGAAGAUGUCACACUCAGAGUCUCUGCAGGGACAGACUCAAAGGCUACUCUCUACAAGUGGUAUUUAGAUCACACCUUCCACAGAAAGGUGAGUCCACUGCCGCCUGGCUGCAGCCUGAAUGGUUUCCCACAGAGCUCCCUCACUUUACUUCAGAGCAACACAACUACACUGGUACUAAACAGCUCCUUCUUGCAAACACAAGGAGAUGCCUUUAGAAUUACAGUAACAGCAAUGAGCGAGCGUAAAUACGGCGAAGAAACCUAUAUUGUCAGCACUGUGCCGCCUCCAGCAGUCCCAGUAUGUAGUGUAUCUCCUGCACAAGGAUCGGUGCUCACCAUCUUCUCCGUCUCUUGCCAUUCUUCCUGCUUGGUGGAUCAGUGUGUUCCGGUUGACAGCUCCUCGCUCACAUACUGCUUCUACCUGGAGCCAAAUUCUCUCCUAAGCUGUAGACGAGAUCCUGUACUACCUUCAGUUUACCUUCCACUUGGAGAAGAGGACAAUAACUUUAUUUUACGGAUUAACAUCGCUGUGAGCAACAGCUACGGAGAUACUGUUCGAACAAAUGCCACAGUCAGGGUUCGAGAUGAGGAUAUAAGCACUGGGAACCAGACCUUGCAGGCCAUUAUUUCGGAAAAAUCAAACACCAUCCUAAAAGGAGAGAACAACAGCAUGUCCCUAUUCCAGUUGUACAAGUCGGUAUCUUCUGUCCUCAAUCAAGAGACAAAGGUAGAGACUGUUAAUUCAUCUCUGCGGACAGAUACGCGGAAAGAGCUGCGAGAGUUAAUGCUGACAACCCUUUCGGCUGUCAAUGUCACAUCGAUGCAGACAGCUCUAAAGAUGUCUGAGGUGCUCAAAGAAGUCACAUACAGGAGUGCAGAGCUUUCGUCCUCAGCACAGGUGGAAGCUGGUCAUACGCUGAAAGGUGUCAGUGAAUCCUUGCUCAUCGUGAAUACAGAAGAUGCCAAGGAUGACCUGGAGCGGAAGGAAGCAGCCGGCUAUCUAUUCAAUGCAGUGAGCAAUGUCCUUGAAGCCACUGUGCAAAAUGGAUCAGAAGAUGCUUCUGCCCCAGAGUCUGCACAGAUUCUGGUGUCACAGCAACUCCUUACCGCCGUUGAAAACCUCCAAAGCGCUCUCCUGAUUGGGAAGCUCCCUGACAAUGAACCCAUGGUGCUCACAGCUCCCUCUGCUGCGAUGUACAUCAACAGGUUACAGACGGAUGACAUGGACAGCACAUCCAUUAAUAUCUCCAAUUUCAGCACUGCCAGCUUCACUCUGCCCUCUGCCUCUUCUCUCAGCAUCUCAGGAGACAGCGAUGAGACCGUGGACAUCCGGAUGGUCAGCUUCUCCAUGAACCCCUUUUCCUCAAGUGACAGUUUUGGUAUCCAUGGAGCUGUGGGGGGCCUCACGCUCACCAGCCUAGAGGGCUUGGUCAUUCCGGUUCAUAACCUUAUGGAAGACAUUGAGAUAAUGCUGCCAAGGAAUUCAGCAAUCCAAGAUGACAAAAGUAUGUUGAGUCUGGGAGACUUCAAUGCUCUCCAAGUUAAUGUGACCUCAGUAAAUGCAUCUCUAGUGUUCCAUCUGGAGCUGGACCAAAACAUUCCACUUACCCUAUAUUUGGGAUACGGCUAUCAUCCCAACGAGACGGACUAUGACUUGAUGACCCGCCUUCCUCGCAACAGAAAUGCUAGAGAUGAAGCAUAUUCCUGGAUCCUUCACCCAGAAGACAUUUUCGGAGAAGGAACUUACUAUUUCAUAGUGAGACCAGAAACAGAACUGGAGCCCAGUGCCACCAGUGACAUGAAUGUUUCUGUCACUUGCUUUGUGUCCCAGUGCGUGUUCUGGGACGAGCAUGAAGGGAACUGGAAUAACUAUGGAUGCCAUGUUGGCCCCCAAACCACACCCACUGGCACCCAAUGUCUCUGUAACCACCUAACCUUCUUUGGGAGCUCCUUCUUCGUGAUGCCAAACUCCAUCGACGUCAGCAAAACGGUGGAGUUAUUUGCCACUUUUGUGGACAACCCUGUGGUGGUGACGACUGUGGGCUGCAUCUUCCUAGUCUACCUGCUCGUCCUGAUCUGGGCCAGAAGGAAAGACAUCCAAGAUGAUGCUAAAGUGAAGAUCACAGUCUUAGAGGACAAUGACCCUUUUGCUCAAUAUCGCUACCUGGUGACUGUUUAUACCGGACACCGCCGAGGGGCAGCUACAACUUCCAAGGUGACCCUCACUUUGUACGGCCAGGAAGGAGAGAGUGAGCCACAUCACCUGGUGGACCCUGACACGCCGGUCUUUGAGCGAGGCGGAGUGGAUGUCUUCCUGCUGCGUACGCUCUUUCCUCUCGGGGAGCUGCACAGCGUCAGGCUGUGGCAUGACAAUUCAGGAGAGAGCCCAUCCUGGUAUGUGAACCGUCUGCUGGUCCAUGAUGUCACCACGGAUCAAAAGUGGUAUUUCUUAUGUAAUUCCUGGCUGUCCAUUGACAUUGGAGACUGCGUCUUAGAUAAAGCGUUCCCCAUAGCCACUGAGCAAGACAUGAAGUUGUUCAGUAACCUGUUUUUUAUGAAGACCUCCAAGGGUUUCCGCGACGGGCAUAUCUGGUACUCCAUCUUCAACCGCUCACCACGCAGCUCCUUCACGCGAGCCCAGAGGGUAUCCUGCUGCUUCUCGUUGCUUCUGUGCACCAUGUUGACCAGCAUCAUGUUUUGGGGGGUGCCCAAGGAUCCAGCUGACCAGAAAAUGGAUCUAGGGAAGAUCGAAUUCACAUGGCAAGAGGUGAUGAUUGGCUUUGAGAGCUCCCUCCUCAUGUUCCCCAUCAACCUGCUCAUCGUGCAGAUCUUCAGGAACAUCCGGUCUCGGCCUAAGAAAGAGAAGAAGCCGGGGAAAAGUGGGCGAGUGUCCCCCGACCUACCUGCCCCUCCACACAAGCCUACUCAGAGCGCCUCACUCACUCCUGAGGCUGUGACCAAGGAUAUUCGGAGAAUUGCCAAUUCUCUCUUCAAAACCCUCAAGGCUCCCCUACCUUCCUCCGAACCUGAUUUUGUUCAAUCGACUGAUAUCAACAAGCUUCUGGCCUUGGUAGAGGACAUCAUCUGCCAGCAGAACAGGAUUGGACAGGAAUUUUACGACGAGAACAAGAAGAAAGAUGAUCCAAUUAUCAUCACCCUCGGCUUGGUAGAUUUACAAGAAAAGACACGGACCCCCACUCCGGAGAAAGGAGUCGGGGAAAGGCUGAAGCAUCGUGACUACAACCGUUGCCUCUACAUGCAGCUGCAGCACGUGGAGCUGGAGCUGGAACUCCUGGGGCCUCAUCGCUUCCAGAACCUGCAAAGCUACUCUCAAGCCGUAAGGCAGGUGAAGCACAUGAAGGACUUCCUGGAAAGUUACCUGUGCUCUGCAGCAUCCGUCAGUGAGAGGGGUUCACCCAGUCCCAGCCUUCCAGAAAAUGGCAAGAAGGAACCCACACCCAAAGGCCUGCCCUGGUGGGUUGUCUUCGUUGGUUGGUUCCUGGUGGCCAUCACCAGUGGUGUGUCUGGAUUCUUCACGAUGUUGUACGGGCUGCAUUAUGGCAAGGACAACUCCAUCAAGUGGUUAAUCUCCAUGGCCAUCUCCUUCUUUGAGAGCUUGUUCAUCACACAGCCAUUAAAGGUUCUGGGAUUUGCUGCUUUCUUUGCUCUGGUUCUGAAAAAGGUGGAGCAGGAAGAUGAAGAGAGCACAUCUAUUGAUGGUCCAUUGUCUGCUCCAGGUGACUCGAAUGCUAUCUUUGGAGCUCGUCGGGACAGUGGAAGCAACAUCUACCAGCCUCCUCCUGCUACCGACAUUGAGAAAAUGAAGAGCAACCGCAUCAAGGAGCAAAAAGCGUUUGCCUUGAUUAGAGAAAUAUUCGCCUAUUUGGGUUUCUUGUGGAUGUUGCUUUUGGUUACCUACGGACAGCGAGACCCUAACUCCUAUUAUCUCAAUAAACACAUUGAAAGCAGCUUCACAAAUGGAUUCCAAGACAUCCUAAGUUAUCAGGAUUUCUUCAAAUGGGCAAGAACCACCUUAGUCAGCAAUUUGUAUGGCUCAUAUCAAGGCUUUAUCACAGACGGCAACUCCAAGCUGGUGGGCAGUGCACGGGUUCGCCAAGUGCGCGUCAGGGGCGACAGCUGCCCCAUAGCCCCUACCCUGCAGCUGACGGUUGGGGAAUGCCACGCCACUUAUUCUUUCGACACCGAAGACACAGGGGCCUAUGGAGCACAGUGGAACAAUUCUUCCCUCGACAACUCUUCGGAGGUCAGUUCUGCGUGGCAGUAUCAGAGCCAAUCCCAGCUGAGAGGGCACCCAAUCUGGGGCAAACUGGCUGUCUACAGAGGUGGAGGGUAUGUGGUUCACUUGGGGACGGAUUCCCGCAACGCCUCCAGAAUUCUCCAAUACCUCUUUGAGAAUAUCUGGCUGGAUAGCUUUACAAGAGCGGUGUUCAUCGAGUUCACCGUCUACAAUGCCAACGUGAACCUCUUCUGCAUUGUAAGCCUCAUGUUCGAAACCAAUGCUUUAGGGGCCUUCUUUACACGGGCUGAACUGCAGAGUGUCCGGCUUUACCCGUACACAGAUGGUCUGCAUAUCUUUGUGGUAGCAGCCGAAGUAAUUUAUUUCCUCUUUGUCAUCUACUACAUGGUGGGACAGGGGAAACUCAUGCGGGCUCUGAAAUGGAAUUACUUCCGCAGCAAGUGGAACCUGCUGGAGCUGGCCAUCAUUUUGAUCAGCUGGAGCGCCCUGUCGGUGUUUGUAAGACGGACGAUCUUGGGCUUACGGGACAUCAGUUACUAUCAGGAGCAUAAGGACGAGUUUGCAAGCUUCAAUCAGACCGCGACAGUUGAUGCAGUCCUGGGCUACCUGAUCGCCUUCUUGGUGCUCCUCUCCACCGUGAAACUCUGGCACCUGCUGAGACUGAACCCCAAGUUGAACAUGAUCACCUCGACCCUGAGGAGGGCCUGGGGGGACAUAUCAGGGUUUGCCACUGUGAUCAUCAUCAUGUUCCUUGCCUACUCCAUUGCGACAAAUUUGAUAUACGGCUGGAAGCUGAACUCUUACAAGACCCUGUUUGAUUCAGCAGAGACAAUGGUCAGCCUUCAGCUAGGAAUCUUCAACUAUGAAGAGGUUUUGGAUUACAAUCCUAUUUUGGGCUCUUUCUUAAUCGGUUCCUGCAUAAUUUUCAUGACAUUUGUGGUCUUGAAUCUCUUUAUUUCUGUGAUCCUGGUUGCUUUCAGCGAGGAGCAGAAACAUUAUCAGGCUUCAGAAGAGGAAGAGAUAGUUGACUUAAUGUUGAAGAAAAUUUGCAGUUUCCUUGGAAUAAAAUAUAAAACCGAUCAUAAACCAGCCUGUGACAAGCCUGUGAACGAAUCUGUGAACAAGUAACAACUAUUUGUCCAACACCUUUCUUCUGACUUCAGUUUACAGCUGUUGCAGCUGCCUUUAGAUAUUGUGGUUCCUGUAUUUGUGACAUGCUGUGGCAGAAAAUAGGACUGUUUUCAGGAACUGAUACUUCAACCUGCUCUCUAAUCAUUGUAUUUAAGAAUGUGCCCUUAAUCCUGUAUUCAGAUAUGGAAAUGUGUAUAAAAUUGAUGCCUUCUGAUGGUGCAC
Elgaria multicarinata webbii is the source of this 7692-nucleotide messenger RNA. Its product is annotated as polycystin-1-like protein 2. The record is from RefSeq and is a predicted model, not a curated record. Bases 25 to 7467 code for a protein of 2480 amino acids. Lineage: Eukaryota; Metazoa; Chordata; Lepidosauria; Squamata; Anguidae. The transcript has 43 exons. Gene Ontology annotation, molecular function: carbohydrate binding; protein binding; calcium ion binding. Gene Ontology annotation, cellular component: membrane. Gene Ontology annotation, biological process: detection of mechanical stimulus.